Molecule: messenger RNA, 2366 nt
Organism: Ilex paraguariensis (yerba mate)
Lineage: Eukaryota; Viridiplantae; Streptophyta; Magnoliopsida; Aquifoliales; Aquifoliaceae
Source: the annotation of a GenBank genome assembly
CUGACAAUGGCGGGCGAGAGAGAGAUUCAACCCAGCACCGCCACCGAUCACCACCGCCGACAACCACAACUACAACAAAAGCAAGAAGAAAAACGACACCGUUCAAUCUUCGACCUACCAUCUGACUUCUUCGAUUCAUGUCGUCUUCUUCACUCCCCAUCUUCCAUUUCUAUAAUCGAACCCUUCGAUAACCUUCCUGUCAAAACCCUAGUUGAAGAUGAAGACGAACAAUCGAGCAGUAUUACAAAGAAUAAUAAUGUUAAUUCUAUGCAGAGAUGGUCUUGUAAUACGUGUAAGGCCGAGUUUGAUUCUCUACAGGACCAACGCUCUCACUUCAAAUCCGACAUUCACCGAUUCAAUAUAAAGCUGACUAUUGCUGGAAAAGAUACGGUGAAGGAGGAAGAUUUUGAUGAGUUGACUUCUGAUUCUUUAUGCAAAGACUACGACAUAUCAAGCAUAUCAGGAUCAGAAGAAGAUGAUGAUGAUAAGGAAUCCAGUCUCCGCAAUGAUUUACAUAGAGUAUUGGGAGAAAGAGUUAGAAAUAAAAUAUUUGUACAUUUGCGGACAGGGGAGAGACUUUCAGUUUGGAAAUGUUUAGUUCUCGAUGAGUCGGAAUAUAUUUCACUUGAGAAUGAUAGAUCUGUGGCUGUGGAUGAUGGUGGUUACAAGCCUAGUUUGACAGAGAGGGAGGUAACUGAAAAAUUGAAAUAUUUGAUCCAUGAACCUAGAGAUAAUACUCGUUUGCGGAUUGUGUUGCUUGCAAGGGGUGGGCAUUUUGCUGGCUGUGUCUUUGAUGGGAACUCUGUUGUGGCUCAUAAAACAUUCCACAGAUAUGUUGUACGGGCCAAGGCUGGUAAAAAACAGUCAUCAAAAGAUGGUAGCGGCAAGAUUGCACAUUCCGCCGGAGCUGCACUGCGUCGGUAUAAUGAGCUUGCUCUAAAAAAGGACAUACAAGAAUUACUUGCGGCAUGGAAGCUUUAUUUUGAUGCUUCCUCUUGCAUUUUCAUUUAUGCGCCUUCAAACAAUCGUCAACUGUUUUUUGAUGGAGAAAGACCAUAUGUCAGCUGUCAGCAUCAUGCUGUUCGACAUGUUCCUUUGACCGUCAGAAGGCCUACCUUUAAGGAAGCCCGGCGAAUAUAUAAUCUAUUGACACAAGUAUCUUAUGAAAUAGAUGAGGAAACCACACCUAAUAUAGAAGGGGAGUCAGUACUAAGUGCAAGUACUGUGAACAAUGGCUGCCCAGGAAGGCCUACCUUUAAGGAAGCCCGGCGAAUAUAUAAUCUAUUGACACAAGUAUCUUAUGAAAUAGAUGAGGAAACCACACCUAAUAUAGAAGGGGAGUCACUACUAAGUGCAAGCACUGUGAACAAUGGCUGCCCAGGGUCCAGCAAAGAGGACUUGAUGGAUAAUUUGGAAAGUAGGAAAACUGUCGAAGCAUGCUCAGGUGUCAAAAAAUCUGACAUAUCAAGUGAGAGUGAGAGUGAACUUAAUGGUAUUUCGACACCUUUACAUGAAGCAGCAAAGUCUGGCAAUGCUCAAAAAGUAUUGGAACUCCUAGAACAGGGUCUGGAUCCGUGCAUCAAAGAGGAAAGGGGGCGGACUCCUUAUGUGCUUGCAACGGAUAAGGAAGUGAGGAAUACAUUUAGAAGGUUCAUGGCUUCAAACAUGGAUAAGUGGGAUUGGCAUGCUGCAAAAGUGCCUAGUGCGUUGACAACAGAGAUGGAGGAAUCUCAAGCUGCUAAGCAGGCGGAGAAAGAUGCCAAGAAGAAGGCAAGAUCGAAAGAGUUGAAGAAGUUACGUAAAGCAAGAGAAAAGAAGGCUCAGGCACAGGCUACUCAAUCCCAGAAUGAUUCAUCCACUUCAACUCUAGCUCUUAAAGGAAAAUCUCAAUCUAGUGGUGCAACACAGAUGUCGAAAGAGGAGGAAUUGAAACACGCACAAGCGGUAGAGAGGGAAAAGAGAGCUGCUGCUGCUGAGAGGAGAAUGGCAGCAGCUGCUGUCCUUAAUUGUCAAGGCCUUGGAACAACUGCUGCUCCAAGCAGUUCACAGAUAAAAGGCACGGUAACAACUGACAUUAAGUGUUCCUCUUGCAAUGUGUCAUUACUCGGUAAAGUUCCCUUUCAUAGGUACAACUAUAAAUACUGCAGCACUUCAUGCAUGCAUGGUCAUAGAGAGAGUCUUGAGGAUGGAUAACAAACAAACUUUCAAUUUUCCGUUUGUUUUUGAACUUUAUUAAUAGUUACUGUUGCAAAGUGACCUUUGUACCUAUUUAUUUCUAUUACAUUGUUCCUAUUUUUUGAAUUUUUGGGUAAAAAAUUUUCUUCACAAGAUGAAUAUAUAGCUGGACACUAUGUUGAACGUAUCAG